Molecule: messenger RNA, 5303 nt
Organism: Anopheles coustani
Lineage: Eukaryota; Metazoa; Arthropoda; Insecta; Diptera; Culicidae
Gene: nolo
Product: protein madd-4
Exons: 20
Coding region: 1377-5303 (1308 amino acids)
Biological process (GO): extracellular matrix organization
Cellular component (GO): extracellular matrix
Molecular function (GO): metalloendopeptidase activity
Source: RefSeq, a predicted model, not a curated record
CGGUGCCGUCGGUAUCGCGGGUUUUCUAGGUGGUUGCGUCGUUCUGUGCCGUUGCUGCUGGUCGCGCGUGCGUUUGUCAGUGUGCCUGUGUCUGUGCGUGCCCGUGUGCACGGCCGUGUGACAGUCUAAGCGCCGCGUAUUUUCGUGUAAAUUGUGCGAGUGGAAAAACGAAAAAGAAAAAUAAAAUUCUACGGGAAAAAAACCAUCCAGUGUCCCAUCGAUUCGACCGCGAAGGAAGGCUCAAUGCCGCGUGCGUGAGUGCGUGAUUGCCGCCCGUAAGUGACCCGGCGGAUCGGGUGCAAGCUUUCCCUUCGGUCCCGACGGUGAGCAAAGUCCGCAAUUAACAGGAUAAUCGGCCAUCGUUGCAAGUGCCCCUUCCCGAAAGAAGUGGGUGGCCGUUUGAAGUGGCCGACUUUUGCUCGCUCCUUCUGUCUCCCUCGGUCGUUUGGCCUUUCGGUGUUUCGGGUCAGAUAGGAUUGCGCUUCGGUGCGCGUGAUCGGAAGUGGUUAAGCGGCCGGUGUUGGUGCAGUAAUUGAAUUAGUGCAAAAACGACACGAGUUUUUAAGUCAACCCAAGUGGAGCUUUGCGGUCCGGAAUGGUUGCGUCCGCACGGUGGCAAAGGGAAAUCUAAUUUUGUAUGAAAACAGUGUGAAAUCAAAGUGAAUGGUGCGCGCUUAAUCUGAGGAAAACAAAAAAAAAAGAAAUAACAAACUUGUCGCAUUAGGCAAACAGAAUAGAUUCACUUAACGGUGAUUUAAAGUGUCGGAGAAAAAAAACGGAAAACACGAUCGCAAGCCGUGCAGGGAAAUCGGUAGCAAAUAAACGAGAUUGAAAAGUGCACUUGAAAGGCGCAAGAAAAUUGAAAAGUAAACAGAGGCGCAAAAGAAAGUAAUAACAAAAAAAUAAACCAAACGACCAAACGCAAUAAAAACGAAACCGCGAAACGUGAAACGAAACAAUCGCAGAAACAGAAAAAAAACAACGCCAAAGCCGGAGGAAAAAAGGAUUACUCGAAAAUAUUAUUCUUUCAUCAGCCGGAAAGUAAAGCGAGCGAGCCAAGGAUAAUAAAUCUCGUCCGCUCCGCCGGCACCUGAUAUUCCGCCCGCGACUUUGUCCCGGCCAGCAGAAGCUUUCGCCCCGGACGGUUUGCGGUUUGGCGUUUGGAUUGCCGUUUAUUUUGUUGUUGGUUCUUCUACCGGCGCUCCCUCUGUCUUCCGGGUUUUGUUCCGGCGUGUUCGGGUGGCGAGUGCGGAAAGGAAAAGUGCGGUCCUUGGCGGCUUUUCUUUCGGAUUAAAACAAACAACGCGCAGGCAACCAAGGCCUCUAUAAUGAUUGUAUAAGAUAUAAAAAAUGGUAGACGAUCUGAGUUGAUAAAAAUGGAUUACAAGGAAAUAAUAUUGUUGCUAUGUCUAAUCCUAACGUUGGCGAAGGCAACACACAAAGAUAACCGAGGUGGCUCAAAUGAAACGGUAAGCACUUGGUCACCGUCCGGCACGGAUCUGGAGGACGAAGACGACGAGGAAGUACAGAAACGAGCGAAAGCGCAAGGCUGGUCAUCGUGGACGGAAUGGUCGACCUGCUCCCGGUCGUGCGAUGGCGGCGUCGCGUAUCAGCUGCGCCGUUGCCACGCACCGCACGGCUGCAAGGGAGACGCCGUCCGGUAUAAAAUCUGUAACAUGCAGCCCUGUCCGGAGCAGCAGGACUUUCGCGCCCACCAGUGCUCGGCGUACGACGACGUGCCCUACGAUGGCGCCCUGCUGAAGUGGACUCCGCACUACGACUACUCGGAACCGUGCGCCCUCACCUGCAGGGGUCGACCGCAGCACCUGCUCGAGGAUAUGCCCGAUUCGGCCGGAGCCAGCGAGUCCUUUCCCAUCAGCGACGACGAGCCGAGCGUCAUCGUGCAGCUCUCCAACCGGGUGCAGGACGGCACCAGAUGUCGCCCGGGCAGCCUAGACAUGUGCAUCCAGGGAAAGUGCCAGCGCGUCGGAUGUGACCUAAAGAUUGGAUCGACCAAGAAGAUCGACGUGUGCGGAGUGUGCGGUGGAGAUGGAACGUCCUGUACGCAGCCCCUCUACCAGUGGGAAAUUGCCCCGAUGUCCCUCUGCUCCGUCACCUGCGGAGGCGGGUAUAAAAUGGCCAUGCCAACCUGCCGGAACCGUGUGACCGGAGUGGAUGUGGAGGAAUCGCUCUGCAACGCAUCGUCCCGCCCGGAACCGACCGUCGUCCAGUGCAACACACAUCUCUGUCCGCCGAAAUGGGUGACCGACGAUUGGAGGGCCUGCUCGAAACCAUGCGGUGGCGGCAUCCGGGAGCGGGUGGUAGUGUGUGCGGAGGAAAGCAAUGGCGCAAAGAAUAAGGUCCCGGACGAGGCUUGUCGCGGCGUGCGGCCGAAAAAUCAGGAAGCCUGCAACGUGCAAGAGUGCCCCAAGUGGGUCGUUGGCGAAUGGAGCGGGUGCUCGGUGUCGUGCGGAGGCGGAAUUCAGGUGCGAAGCGUCGAGUGUAUGGACACGAACGGUCACUACAGCGCGCAAUGCGACCCAAGCUCCAAGCCGCUCACCGGCCAGCCCUGCACGACCGGCAUCAUCUGUAAUGCGGGUUCCGCCGGCUCGUCAUCGUCGGCGGGCAUCGUCGCCAUCGCUCCGCCAUCUUCGUCAUCGUCCGCCUCCGACUUCGAGGGUCUCACGACGGCGGGCGAUGGGAUGGGGGCGGGUGACCGGGCGGCGGGCCAAGCGAGCCUCAACGAGCGGCUGAUGAAGGAGAAGGCCGCGAUGCACACGAUGGAGCGCGAUCCGACGCUGAUGACGUACAACGACCAGCCGUACUAUGCGCAACCGUUGCGCCAGGAUCGGCUGCCGAAGGCGGAGAAAAUCGUUUCCCAGCGGGUGCCGGGCGAGGCAACCUACAUUCAGGACACCGAAUGGUCACCGUGCAGCGUGACGUGCGGCGAGGGCAUCCGCCGGAAGCCGUUCCGGUGUAAGAUUUUCCUCGAGUUUUCCAAGCGCGUCGCCGUGCUGAACGACUCGCUCUGUCACGCCUACAAGCCGCUGGACGAGGUGGAACGUUGCGUCAUGGAGCCGUGCUCCUACUCGCACAACCACGAGGAGACCUAUCUCAAGGAUGGGAACCGGCAAAGCUUGGAAAAUAUCAAAGUGCACGCGGCCGUUCCUGGAAAGACGUACUCGUGGCGUGAGGAAGGCUACACGAGCUGCAGCGCGUCCUGUCUCGGUGGUGUCGAGGAGUUGAUCAUCAACUGCGUGCGGGACGACACGGGGAAAAUAGUGUCGCCGUUCUUGUGCUCGCCCGAAACCAAACCCGAGGCCCGCAUCCGAACGUGCAACGACAUCCCGUGUCCGCCCCGGUGGAACUACUCGGAGUUUACGCCCUGCUCGAAGUCCUGCGGGUUCGGCAUACAGACGCGUGAGGUGACGUGCAUCCACGAGGUGACGCGCGGCGGCGAGAACACGAUGAUCGUGCCGAACAGCAUGUGCACUACGAAACCGCAGCCGGAUCGGCAGUACUGCAACAUCAUCGACUGCCCCGUCCGGUGGGAGGUGUCUGAGUGGAGCAAGUGUUCUAAAUCCUGCGGCGGUGGUUUGAAGGAGCGCCGCGUCGAGUGCAAACAGAUCAUGGCCCAGGAGCACAAGGUCGAGCGGCCGGCUUCGAUGUGCCCGAGCAGCAAACCGCCGGACAAGAAGCCGUGCAACACGAAGGCGUGCGCCCCGGAGGACCAGCGGCCACCGAUCGCCGGCACCAACUCCACCUUCAUCCAGCACGAUCCGAAGAAGAACAAGAUCACGCUCAAGAUCGGCGGUGCGGCGACCGUUUUCUACGGCACGCAGGUGAAGAUCAAGUGCCCGGUGAAGCGCUUCAACCGGACCAAGAUCCGCUGGUCCAAGGAUCAGCAGCCGCUGCUGAAGACGAAAAAGAUCAAAAUGUCCAAGAAGGGCGCCCUGCGCAUCCUGGACGUGACGUUCCGGGAGGCCGGAAUCUACACCUGCCACGCUGGGCUAAGUCACGCCGAUCUCAAGCUGGCGGUGAAGGCCAAACCGGGAGCGGAGAAUCAACCGAACGAAGAACACGAACGGCACCGGGAGGGAGCGGACCUUAACGCGUUGCGGGCGCAUUCGUACGGCAUGACGAACGGGAACGAAGAUGAGAAAGGUGGUCGAAGGAAUCGUGAACGAAAUCGAGGGAAAAACCGGCAGCGGCAACAGCACGACGCAAAUUUAAACGAAAACGAUGGAACGGAGGAUGAGGAGCCACUGCGGUCGCACUCGCAAAUGACCGUUUCCGGCAGUACGGUGCCGUCGGAUGCGUCCAACGCGGCCAGCUCCGGCACCCGUACGAUGCCGCUGCCCCACUUCCAGCAUCUUCUGGCCGGCCUACAGCUUCUUUGGCCGUUUCAGACCUUUAGCAACACGAAACCGCACCAGUUUCUGGUCGAGCAAGGGUACGAUCCGUUCGACGGAUCGAUCGGUCGGCCUGGCGAGCAUGACGAGUACGCCGAUCCGCCCCGGCCCAUGAACGUCUAUCAGCUGCUAAAGUCGCGAACCAGCACCGGCACCGGCGACACGGUGGGUGACGAGCCGAUGAGCCACGACGGCCAGGUUGCGGAGGGUUACGAUUUCGAGUGGAUGACCACCCCUUGGUCAGAAUGUUCGCAAACGUGUGGCGCCAACGGUGGUGGCUACAAGCUCCGUUCAGCCCACUGCAUGCUGCGGAUGUCUAACGCGAGCCGUACCGUCGACAACAGUUUCUGCGAGGACGCCGGCCUGCCGGUGCCGGACACGGUGGACAAGUGCGGCAACAUCGAAUGCCCACGCUGGGUCACGACGGACUGGAGUGCGUGCCAGCAGUCGAAAUGUUUCUCGUGGCACACGGCCCUCCAGAAGCGCGACGUGUUCUGCCAGUUCGAGGGUGCGCGGGGCGACAGCGAGAAGCCGUGCGAGGACCAGGAGAAGCCCGUCACCAAGCAGGAAUGCUACAACGAGCUGUGCAAGGGCGUAUGGCGAGUCGAGCCGUGGUCGGACUGCAAUGCGGCCUGCGAGGGACAGGGCAUCAAGUACCGGAUACUGCAGUGCGUUUGGUACGGCACGAAAAAACCGGCCGGAAAUGCGUGCCGGGAUCAGCCGCGACCAGCGGUUAUGAAAGUGUGUAAAGGACCACCCUGUAUUGCGAACCUUUCGGAAUGCAAAGACUUAUCGAGGUACUGUAAAAAUGUAAAAACCAUGGGCCUUUGUAGACUGCACCGUUACCAGCAACAGUGUUGCAAGACUUGUAGGUUUAAUAUUUAUAACUGA